AUUAACGCGGCGGGCGCGGUUCGCGCGGACAGAUCGGUUCCUGAGGCGCGAGCGCGUCUCCCGGCACGGCAGGAGGUCCUGACGCAGCGCAUAUCUCGACCCUUAACACCCUGCGCAGCGGCGCGCCGCGAUACGACUGCUAAGAUCAAAGCAGCUUUGACCAGCAGCACAGAGCACAAAUAAAACAGCGGCGGGGAGCGAAAAAAUGGCCGACUGGCAGUGCUUCUGCACGACCGUGAACAAAGCCGACGCCAGGGAGUGCUGGGUGUGCGGACUCCGGCGACCCGAUAUCCCGCGAGCGGAGGCACCGCCGGCGCCGGCGCCCGCGCCCGCGAGACCGCGCUACCCGUCGCCGCCGCCGCUGCCUUCGGCGCCCGCGCAAGCAUCAGUGCCGCGCGCGCCGUCGCCGCGGCCGUCGGCGCCGCCGCCGCGCGCCCCAUCGCCGCGGCCGCCGGCACCGUCGGCGCCGCCGCCGCGCGUGACGCAGACGCAGCCGAAGAAGAAAAUCGUCGACCUCACGGGCUCGGACGACGAGUCGCCGCCCAAGAAGCCGCGCAUGGAAGAAGCGUCGAGAAGUGGUCACGACGACCGGCCCAUGUAUCGGGAGGCGGGCGUGCCCAAGGCACGAGCAGAAGAGCUCAAACGACGACGCGACAACGAGAAUGACCGACCUUUACAUCGAAAUGUCUGUAGGGAGAAGGUCCAAGAUCUAGAACAGUUGAGAGAACGACAACGAGCGAAGUACGACCACCCCCAGCACAUCCCGGCCGACCCGAGAUGCUGGAAGGACGAUGUGGACAAGGCCUCGCACAGGAUACCACCAAGGAAGGUCUUCGACGGGACCAAAUACUUCAUGAAUACCCUAGAUGAAGCCAUCACCGGUCCCUUGGCCAAAAGCGACCGAGAGACCCUAUCUCCAGUAGACAUUUUGUGGCACACGCCUUUUAUACAAAAAGCUUUAAUGACGUCCUACGGUGUGGACUACGAGUUCCUAGCUUACUUAUUCAGAGAUUCUAGACUCGUGGUGGAGCCGAACCUCAUGACCGUGGUCGACAACUACGACCACUCGAAGAACGCGCCGCAAGUCCGGCAAGGGACGAAGGAGAAACCGUUCCGCGUGGUGUGGCCGCCCUUUUAUGAUAAGCACGCGUCGUCGCAAGUGCGGGAACGAUUAAAACUAGCGACGAUGCAUCCCAAGUUCUGGCUAUUGGUGUUCGGCGACUUUUUGCGGGUCGUCGUGUCGUCGUCGAACCUGGGAGGUCCGUGACUCGGUGUCGUGAAACGUGACGCCGUCGCGGCGAUGGCGUCGCGGCGAUGGCGUCGACGUGGCCGCAUGAGAGUCCAUACGCCUCGCGAGAGAGCCGCGGCAGUUCGCGACGGCGUCCUUACACACAGGCUACGACAACAAGAUGAACAACCAGUUCUGGGUCUGCGACUUCCCUCGCAGAUCAACACCUAUGGUACAACAGGCGACGCCGGAGGCCGAAGUAGAUGAUAGAGAUGCCGCUGAUGCUUGUCUUAAAGAAAGGAUCGGGGCCGUGAAGGGCGACGCUCUCAUAAAAUUCGCGAAGGGCGACCGAAGUAGAGUCGACGUGCGCGGCUUAGAUUCAGAUUCAAGGAAGGCCGUGCACCGCUGGGCCGAGUGGCGCGGCGGGCUGGCGACGGAAUCUAGGGGAGAAGCUCAUGAAAGAACGUUAAGACUUACAAGAACAAAAGGAUCGAACCGCCACGCCAAGGUGACCUUCGCGUCGUCGUUACGGGGCUUUGUAACUGAGAUGCUCAAGGGCGACGACGCUGCUGCGACGUCCGUCCGCGAGGAGUGGGACGACAUCCUACAAAGGCACGACCUCGAUAGUAUAGCGGACGGCGUCGUGUUCAUCCCGUGCUCGUCAGCGUGAAAAUCGAGGUUCUACGCCAUCGACGCGUCUGCGCGAUGGCGUCGAGGGUGCCACACGCAGGUCGACGCCGGGCGUGCGACGAGGUUCAUUGGCGGACUGCUUCGGCCACCGCGCGAUCAAGCGCGCUUUACGGGAACGAGGCCUGAAGGUAGCCAGGGCGGAGUUCGCCAACUCGUCGCUGGGAAGACUCUUUGACGACCGCUUCCUGAAAUGUUUUAGGGAGUCGAUCUUUGGUUCUCCGAUUGAUGAUGGAAGGUUAAGCAUCGUGUGGCCUACCGCUGAUGUAGCCAUGAGAAUGAGUAGACGAUUAGCGGUCCGAGCCAUGACCGAGGACCAGGGCACAGCGCAGAUGACGGGGCCCCACCCCGACAUCUGGGCGAAAUUCAAGCCCCAACUCAAGGCUAGAUUUUGUCGCCACGAGCCGCCGCCGGAUCGACGAACGCUCCACCACUCGAAGAUCCUCUGCUUAUAUGAUGAGCAAGAUACGUUGAUUGGUGUGCUCGGAGGCUCACAUAAUUGUUCGGGCGCGGCCUGGGGCGUGUCCGAGCAGGACGCGUCGGUCGUCAUGUCCUUCGAGGCCGGCGUACUCAUCUUCUGCGACAAGGAUCAACAACGACGCGUUGCGUUGGAAGCGAUGCUGCCCUGGUCAAGACCCGUACAACCCUAUCAAGGAGACGACGUGCCCUGGCACGGCGACCACUUGCUGAACCGGUUGCACGCCAAAGGCGACGAGUAUGCGAGAGCCUGCGCCUUUUCCCGCGAAAGUGCGUCGCACCUCCCAGACUUACCUCUACUCAAAGGCGCGUUCCCGGCGCACGACAAGGUCCAAACUCUCAAAAUUGUUUCCCCAUGUGACGUCUACGCCGAGUCGCUUGAUGAACACACGCGCAAGGUCUGCGGCGAGGGCGCGAAGAAGGAAUUAAGGUUGCGAGGUGUCUUACAUGGCAACGUCUUUUCUAGGAGCAGAAGGCCGGUCAAAAGGUUGCAAGCGGGUAUGUUGGUAGCUGUCGACGGCGGGCAACACAAGAACUACGAGUACAAGCAUGCGGUACGGGGCACGGUGGCGAUUGAUGAGUACCGCUUAGUGGACGGGUCGGGCUACGUGGAUACUGGUGUAAGUGCACAGAAGGCGGUUGUGUUAGUAGCAGAAGGUGAGUACGAUGCGAAGCCUUGCCUAGGUGUGUUCGUCGAGAAGGACCAACCGGCACCAUCCGCUUUAGUAAAAUGUCUGGGCGAUGUCAAAGUCCAGUCGUUGCUACGAGACGAGUUCUUAGGAGUGUGGUGCGGCGUCGGCAACGCCCCUGGAAGGCUGGAGCACGCCGAGUGUGUUUGUCGGAAGAUCUUCGACGUCGAGCUUAAAAGUGGACAGGGGCCCUGUUUAGGUGCCGUCGUGAAGGGCGAGCGGGUCCUCGUGGCGGACCAAUCCGAGACAGCUUUGUUGCUGGAGUCUCCGUCAACGUUCCACGCGAUGUUAAGGGACGUCCUCGAAAAGACCGAGGAGGCCCUCUCUACCAGUGUGAAAGAUAGGGAAGAGAAACGUAUCAAAAUGGAGGAGCUGCCUUUGCAGAAAGCGCGAGAGGCGGCGAAAUUUGUGGCGGACAACUACGACCUACUGGUCAUCGAGCCCGAGGGCACUUUGAAGGCGCCCGGCCGCGUCAAGCUCUGGCGCGAGCCGCCGUCGGCGGCCGAGAAGGCGCGACUGGCGGACGACACUUCUAGACAGAUCGGGACGCGCGACGCGUUCUACGGGGACUUGGUGCCGUUUCUCGCGGCUCUGCGCGAGAACCAUAGCGUACCCAUCAGUUUCGCGACGGUCUUCGGCCAAAAGUGUACGGAUCCGGAGCCGCGGGGCCGCGCGAAGGAGGAUCGCGUGCGGAGUGCCUUGGAUGAUUUGGUGGCGCGCCUCCAAGCGGAAGCUCCGGGUUACCGUGAGGACGAUAUCGAUAUAUUGAUAGCGUGGCGCUGCUCGAAGGCUCAUUUGUCAAACUACUCGGCGGAGAAGGCCCAGGAGGCGCUGCGGGGUUUAGCUCUGCCGUCUGCGUCCGAAUCCGAGCGAGCGUUAAGUGGAGGCGUCCACGCUUUGGCGGUGAAGCUCGUCGAGGAGGGCCCGGCCGGGCCCGUGCGCCGCGCGGCGGAGUGGUCUCCAUUAUUUGCGGAGGACGGCCUGUACCUGCAGGCGGCCGUCGCGCGGCACCGGGAAGCUUUUGAAUUGAUCGGCGCGCCGCGGACGUUAGUGAUCGGCGCGGACCACGCGCACAAGCUCGCGGCGCGCCUCGCCGGCUUUGAUUAUAUCGAGGAGAAGUACCUGGCGUUCGGCGCUCUCGCGGCGCAGAAGGUCGUGAGGCCGGACGCGCCCGAGGAGCUCGAGGAGGUGGUGGACUUCGGAUAGUGUGUGAUAAGUGACUGU
Molecule: messenger RNA, 4305 nt
Organism: Pelagomonas calceolata
Lineage: Eukaryota; Pelagophyceae; Pelagomonadales; Pelagomonadaceae
Source: the annotation of a GenBank genome assembly